Messenger RNA from Nerophis ophidion (straightnose pipefish), 2464 nucleotides. RefSeq lists its product as uncharacterized. Gene Ontology annotation, biological process: neuron projection development. Gene Ontology annotation, cellular component: plasma membrane. The record is from RefSeq and is a predicted model, not a curated record. The transcript has 3 exons. Lineage: Eukaryota; Metazoa; Chordata; Actinopteri; Syngnathiformes; Syngnathidae. The coding region runs from base 337 to 1785 and encodes 482 amino acids.
GCUGAUUAUUACAAUCUAAUCACGAUUAGAUGAGAGCUAAACACAGAUUUCUGCCCCGACUGCCACUCACAGCCAGAGCCCGAGCGUGGUUUCCAGGGAAACUGGAAAUGUGAAGCUUCUCAACAGCUACAGCAGCCGCGGCUUAAAGAGCGACGGUCGCCUCAGACAGAUUCUUCUAGAGACAACCCAGCACAACAGUCAAGAGCGGGGAGAGAACGCCACACACUCCAGCGUCCAUCAACACCAAGUUUCGACCAUGUUUGACUUGAAUCUGGGAACGGGUCUUGCAGAGGCUUCAUCAGUUUGAUUUGAGUGCUCAGGAACAUCUGAGACAAAAUGGGAAGCCUGAGGGAUGAGACGCGGGGUUUUGGCAAAGAGGACGGAGAUCAUUCGCCAGAAGAUGGCGUGCCUGAGAGGCCCGUGGUGGGCACCAAUCAAGAAUCUGCUGGAGGAGUGUCGGGUCAGACGGAUUCGCUUCAUAAUACAAGCCAUGCUGAUGAUGAAAGCUUUGUGGAAACAACAGAUGAAUCACAAUCAGGGCGGGAUGUCGAGCACACCGAUGACGGAGAGGCUGAGAGGCUCCUCCACUGUGGAGACGAGACGAUUAAAAGCGUAUCUGAGGACAACACCUUGUUUCCUUUGCCAUCAACUGUGGAUCCCAAUGACCCAAACUCCCCUGCGCCUUUCGGGCAGCACCAUAUGCGCACUCAGGUCAGUCUGGAGGUGGUCCAAUGUCACUCAAUAGCCACCAGCCCUAUGACACCGCCUGAGGGAGGGAAUUCCUUCAUCUUCCCAAGCUCUUUGAGGAAAUCCGGCACCGGGGUGCACUCUGACGCUCAAGAUGCUGAACCGCAGGCGGGUCGACAAGUGGAGUUCUGCUCGGUGGCGACAUCCCCGAUGACGCCAAAGACGCCCUUCGCCACAGCUUUCCCAGUACUUACUGGGCGCGCACAGAUCACGGCUACGGCAAAGAGUCCGGCAGAAGCUCAGUCUGAUAUGGUCAUCAACUCGGAUGCUUCUCCGGAAAUCUCCGCCUGUUCUGCGGCUGCUGAGUCACAGUCGGAGGAUAGUAACCAGCAGUGUCAGCAACAAUGGAUGGGAAGUAUGGAUCAAGACAUUACAAUCCUAGUGACCCACUACGAUAACAAGGAGGCUUGUCAUCCUGUAACGCCAGAGAUGGUCAAGAUUGAGGAAAGUCAUGACACGGACGAGAAUGCCUCCGAAGGGCCUGAUCCGGGACAGAACACCACAAGCAUAAAACCUUCUCUUGGCAAAGUUCAAACCAGCGAAACAGAGGGAGAACAAACACCUUUACAUGUCAAGCUCAACAAAAUGGAGCAGGAAGCUGCACCGAAGUCUCCCAUUCCUGAAUCUCCUGCGCCUGUCGGCUUCCACAACAUCCGCACACAAGUGAGUCUGGAAGUGGUGCAGUGUCACUCAGUGGCCACCAGCCCUAUGACCCCACCUGAGGGCGAUCACGCCUUCCACUUCCCAAGUCCUAGUCGGGUUCAGAUUAAAGACGGAGAGAUGCAAGUCGGUCCACAACCGGAGUUUCGCUCUGUUGCUACAGCGCCGAUGACGCCCAGAACGCCCACCGUUACAACUUUCCCUGAGAUCGGAAAAGAGGCCGGCGUAGGAGAGAACGUUGGGGAGGAGGAGGGAGAAAAAGAAGCAACUGAGGAAGAGGAAAACGACUGCAAGGAGAAGAGCGAGGAGGUGGUGCAGGAGCACUUCAGACUUGAGCAUGAAACCAUGGCAACAAGUUCCCCGUCUCCCGGUUGCUAACAGGCUGCAUGGAUGGAGAUGGAUCUGAGAGUCAAGGCCCGAUAAGUAAAACUGAGCGGUCAUGUCGUGUGGGAUAUGAAAUACAAAUGGAUUUAAUGUAAAAGUCGGUGCAGCUUUUGUAUGUUUCCUCGUACUCUGCUUUUUUUUUAAUUUGGCACCAUUUUCCGACUUAUUUUGUGGAAAAGUGAGGCGCAAAAGCACAAUCAUAAACUUUAGUUACGCGAAUGUUUUCUGUCAUUCUCACUGCGAUAUUGGCCAGUGCUAGUUGUUUAACUGUUGAAUUAUUGUACCUUAAACAUAGUUACGUUUCUUUGAAUUGUUGGUCUUUGAUGUUUUUUGUGAAGACAAUUAGAAGCACAUCUAUGUUUGAGAAAUGUGUUUAUUCAUUUAUUGCACUUGUGAUACGUUCAUUUAGAUGUGACCAAAUCUUUUCUGUGCUCACGCUGCAUGAAGAUGCAAAACGUCAGUAAAAAAAAACAACAACAUACAUAUACAUCUUUUGUCAAGAUAAACAAUUGGGUGUCAUCCAGUGCAAUACAAUUUUGUUGUAUUGUGUUUUUAAAGAUGGCAUCGCAGUGUGCGUUGCUACUAUGACACACUUCAUUUCAAAGCAAAACAAGUUUUCCACAAAUCACUGCUUUAUGACAUAUGAACACAAAAUAAAGCCAUUGCAGUGUGC